This is a messenger RNA of Humulus lupulus (European hop), 330 nucleotides long. RefSeq names its product clathrin heavy chain 2-like. The coding region runs from base 1 to 330 and encodes 109 amino acids. Lineage: Eukaryota; Viridiplantae; Streptophyta; Magnoliopsida; Rosales; Cannabaceae. The record is from RefSeq and is a predicted model, not a curated record. The transcript has 3 exons. Gene Ontology annotation, molecular function: clathrin light chain binding. Gene Ontology annotation, cellular component: Golgi apparatus; clathrin complex; plasmodesma. Gene Ontology annotation, biological process: receptor-mediated endocytosis.
AUGUAUUUCAGGAACUUGUUACUUCGUACUCCUGAUACAGUUGCCAAAUUUCAGAGUGUUCCUGGACAAACUGGGCAAACACCACCCCUUUUGCAGUAUUUUGGUACUCUCUUGACCAGAGGAAAGCUUAAUGCUUACGAGUCAUUGGAACUAUCACGUCUUGUUGUGAACCAGAACAAGAAUAAUUUGUUGGAAAAUUGGCUAGCAGAAGACAAAUUAGAAUGCAGCGAGGAGCUAGGAGAUCUUGUGAAGUAUCUAGCUUCUGUUAUGCUUCUACUUCUGGGGGUCUCUACUAUUGGAGUACCAAGCUUGCUUAGGUCUAAAGUUUAG